UGGUCAGUCUUCGGUUCUGCUGCCUUUGGAAAGGUCUUUAGCAUCGCGUACCCGGCAGGUUAGCUUUGCGGUGCUGAUACUGAAAAAGCGAGGAGGUAUUUUAAAGAUGUCGCAGAAUCGUAACUAUCGCCGGAAUGAUAGGCAGUCUUACCAGAUGAAUGCCCCAGGUGGUGGCUUUGGUGGUAACCGACCAUCCCAAAUGAAUGUAAAUCCAUGGGAAGGUGGUCUUGUACCUGGGAACCCAAGGGGAGGUGGCGGCUUAGCAGGACUGCUGCCAACUCCAACACAACAAUCAAGCCUUGUUUCACAGUUAUCUUCAACAGAAGCUCAGCUUGCUAUUGCUAGCAAUCUGCUCACAACACUUCUUAGACCACAGCAACCAGCACAACCACAGGUUCCUCCAUUGUUAAGUCUUGGCACUUUGGGUCAACUUGGUAAUAUAGGCCAAGGCUUCAGGCAGCAACAGCAAUUUGGUUCAGCUCCAGGUAGAUUUCAGGACAACAGAAGACGACGGCUUGAUUCUCGCAGGACUGAACCGUACAAUAAGAACGCACAGGGCCGUCGCUCCACCCCUUCGAAGGGUGGCCCCGAGCGCAAGCCGGGAGCUCAAGGGUUUCGCAGUCCUGUAAGGAAGUCCCGGCCAGGUGCGGGCAGCAAGCUUGGGGGUAAAGCUGAUGACAAAGAGCAUAAGGAUAAAGAGGAGGAGGAUAAGACAAAUGGAGAUGUGCAAAAAGCAGAUGAAGAGGAUGGGAAAAGGGAGGAAGGUGAAGGAGGUGAUGAUAAGAAGAGAGAUUGGAAAGAGGAAAGGAAACCAGAAGAUGGAGAAAUUGUGGAAGAAGAAGACAAAGGUGAUGGUGAAACUGAAGAGGAACGAGAAGACGAUGAUGAUGAGGAAAAAGGAAAUAGAUACAGUGGUAUACCAAAUGCUCUCUUCUUCUGUCAUGUGUGCAAGAAGCAUAUGUGGGAUGGUAAUUCCUUUGAAAGCCACUUGAAGGGCAGGACACACCAACUGAUGAUGGAUAAGUUAGAGGAAAGCAAUAAAAUAAAGGUGGAGUUAAUGAGACAUAAAUUAAAAGUUGCUGAACAACAACGUGAAAUAGAAAUGGAACGCAUGAAACGACAGGGAAAGAAAGUUCACAUGAAAACUAGAGAAUAUUGUACAAUGUGUGAUCUACAUUUCUAUGGUCACCUAAUGGUUCAUCGCCGCAAUGAGAGACAUCAGCAACUUAAAAAAUUUCUCCAUCCACGAUGUCAUCUGUGCAAAAAGGAGUUUCCUACCAGGAUUGAAUGGGACCAUCACCGCUUGACGCCACUUCAUCUCAAGAAAUCUGCAGAAGCUCGUAAACAUCGUAAAGAUGGCUCAGAUGAUGACUUUUUGCCAGAGGAGCUUGACUCUGACACUGGUAGCUUAGAUGACGAUUUCAAGAGGAAAGAUAUUAAGGUUAGAACUCGUGAAGAGGAGGAAGAGGAUAUAAAAGAGGUUGAUAAGAAUAAGGAAGAAGGUGAUAAGGAUGAAAAGGGAGAGGGAAAACAAAAAGAGGGUGCAGAAGAUCCCACACCAAUUGAUGAAUUAUCAGAAUUGUCUUUCAGCAAUCUGCGGACACGAAUACCAAAAUAUAAUCCUGAUGUUCCAAUUGGUCAGAGUGCACUCAAGAAACUAACAGGAAUAAAGUGCCGUGCUUGCUAUCGUUUCUUCUUGAAUGACGAUGAUGCAAAAAUUCAUUGCCGCACAUUGACUCAUUACAAUAAUUAUGUUACUAUGUUGAAAACAAAGGCAAGAGUUGUUGAAGCCAGAGAGAGGAGAGAGGCUAUGGCAGAAGAAGCCAAGAAGAAGGCAGAAGCUAAGGAAAAAGCAGAAAAGCAAGGCAAACGUACAAAUGAAGAUGAGACUACAACCUAUGAAGAAGGUAAUGUGAAGCGCCGUAAAGUGAUUAAAGAAGAGGAAGAUGGUGAGGCUGGAAAGGGGGAUGGGCAAGAAGAGGAAAAAGAUGGUGAAAAUGAAGAAGAAUCAAUGGAUACUUCUGAAGCUGAUGAAAAGAAGUUGUUACCAGGAGAGGAGAAGUAUGAUCCUCUAGAAGCAGAUGCGGAGGGAUCCCCUGAAGGUGGAGAGGAAGAUGAUGAGGGUGCCGAAGGAGCUGAAGGUAAAGUUAAGCAAGAAAAUGAAGAAGAUAAUAUUUGGGCUGAAGUAGACCAUGAUAUUGGUACACUUCUUGAUACUGUAGAAGGAGAAGCCGAAGGAGAAAGCGGAGCAGAGGUUACAGAAGAUGAUUCAGCUGCUUCAUCAAAGGCUGAAGGAGCAGGUGCAAAAGGAAAGCCGGGUACAAGAAAAGCAGCUGCAGGUGGGUCACCAGCAGCUGCUACACCUACAGGUGGUACAGCUGGGUCACCUGCUGCAGGAACACGUGGCAGUGGGGCUGCCAUAAGAGGUGGACGUGGUCGUAAGCGCACCAAAUAAGACUGAAUUCCUCACUGACUAAUACAAACAAAUGUGUUUGCUUGACUGCACCAUCUUUUCAAAGACGGCAAUAUUCACCUUCAACACAGUUACUUAUUAGACUAAUGAUUUUUUCAUGAUAUAUGUAUGUUUAAGUAUUUGUGAUGUGUGGGCCAUUCCUUCUGCCUUAGACAUGUGAAAACAUGACCAUUAGGUAGAGUUGUAAUGCUGUUAUUUCACUGGGGCCUUCCGUAUAUACAUUUCCCAGUUGUCAGUAGUGUGUAGCUUGUUUCUUGAUGCAUAAACCAGAAUCAAUUUUAGAAUUAAUGUAACUCUUGAGCUUCUGACUAAAUUUGUGAAUGUAGUAAUCAGUUUGUAAGACCGUGUUGUAAAUUUUCUUUCUGGCUUUUAUCGCUUUGUAUUCCAUAAACAAUGCCCUUUUUAUUUGCCAUCUUGAGGAAAGAGAGUGGCAUUUGUGUAAGUGUCGUUCCUUCAGUUUUCUAUUGUAAUGUUAAUGUAGGCUAUUAAAUAAAAGACUACAUAUGUGACCAUAA
Molecule: messenger RNA, 2988 nt
Organism: Schistocerca cancellata (South American locust)
Lineage: Eukaryota; Metazoa; Arthropoda; Insecta; Orthoptera; Acrididae
Product: zinc finger protein on ecdysone puffs-like
Exons: 15
Coding region: 107-2455 (782 amino acids)
Cellular component (GO): nucleus
Source: RefSeq, a predicted model, not a curated record